Folsomia candida is the source of this 1833-nucleotide messenger RNA. Its product is annotated as putative 3-methyladenine DNA glycosylase. NCBI's taxonomy places the organism in Eukaryota, Metazoa, Arthropoda, Collembola, Entomobryomorpha, Isotomidae. The coding region runs from base 276 to 1322 and encodes 348 amino acids. The transcript has 4 exons. Gene Ontology annotation, biological process: base-excision repair. The record is from RefSeq and is a predicted model, not a curated record. Gene Ontology annotation, molecular function: alkylbase DNA N-glycosylase activity; DNA binding.
AUAAAACCACCGGCUGGGUUUUGUUGUCUCAAACAACGUUGAUUUUUCGUCAACAAGCAUCUCGAGUCUCGAGAUCUCGACUCGACAACUUCUCUCUCUAUCGUAAUUUGUAAUUAAUUAAUCGACCACACCCACAAAAAGGUUUACCUUUUUCAUUUUUCAGGUUGCUUGAGUCAAAAGUACUAAUACGUGCAGAUUUCGUUCUGUGUUCUUUUGUUCACUAUUAAAAGGUGAAUUUGACAUCAUCCUCGCCAGUCCGUAACUGAAUAUCCAAUAUGAAACGAUCUGCUCGAGUCGCUGCGACGGCUGCACGGGCAGCAGUACAAGAAUUGUAUGAACCAUCUCCGACGAAGAUUGUUAAGCCAAAGCAAUCACAAAAUAAGUCACAAAUCAAAGCCAGUACUAAAAAGGCUAAUUCAACAACCACAUCGGAAAUUAACAAAGACGCCACAAAAGCUGCAACGACAUCCCGUGCUGUUGUUGAGGAGGAUGCAUCUCCUUAUUUUCCACCAGCAACAGCUCCAUUAUCUAAAUUCUUUCCGCAGACAAAGAAAUCUGAAGCAAUAUUAACCAACGAUAGUACACAAAAAGUUGUUAAAAAUCCACUCAGACUUGAACGAGAGUUUUUUGAUCAGGAUGCUGUCCCAUUAUGUACAGCCUUACUCGGCACCGUGCUUUGUAGGAAAAUUGCUUCCACCGGGGAAAUACUUCGCGGUACAAUUGUUGAAAUGGAAGCUUAUCCUGGGAAAGAGGAUAAGGCGUCGCAGUCCUUCGGUGGGAAGAGAACUGCCAGGAACGAAGCCAUGUACAUGCAACCAGGAACAGCCUACGUAUACUUUACUUACGGAAUGUAUUUCUGUUUCAACGUGUCAUCCAGGGGUGAUGGAUCUGCCUGCUUAAUUAGGGGAAUUGAACCUCUCGAAGGCUACGAAACAAUGCAUCACCUUCGAAGCAUACCCACGACAAAGAAAAAGGUCGACUCCGGUAACGAUGAACAAUCGAACAAAGAAAAAAAGAAACUGGACACUCAUCAACUGGCUAACGGACCUUCGAAACUCUGUAUUGCAUUUGAUAUCAGUCGCGAUAAGUGCGACAAGAUUGACAUGGUCACGAGCGAUGAAUUAUGGAUUGAGACAAGUCGGGACUUGAAAUUUAAGAACAGGGACUUUGAAGUUGCUCUAGAUAAGCGAAUUGGAAUUGAAUCUGCUCCACCUGAAGCAAGAAAUAGAUUGUGGAGAUUUUAUGUCAAAGACAGCUGGGCUGAGAGCAAGGCUAAAAUUGGUGAACUUAAAAAGAAAGCAAAAUUGUCCCAAAAAAUCUAAUUGGAUUUCGGUUUAUUUUUUUUACUUAAAACAAAACGGAAACUUUCCGGUGUAUUUUUUCACUUUUAAUAUAGUACAUUGGAAUACAUAUAUUAUUUAAUAAUUUAAACCCAUAGUUCAAGUUACUUCCUUUGAAUUCAAACGUUCAUGGCAAUCAAUAUCAGCGUAUUCUAUGUACAAUAUUGCCGGUGCUAGUUGAUUGUGUUGAAUCGACUGUAAUAGUGUGAUAGUCUGUGUCUGAUAGUUCUGAAAGCGAAAGUCCUUAUUUUACUGGUUAGACAAUGGCUGUAUUAAUCAGAGAAUAAGGUAUUAUUAGAACUUAAAAUUACAAUGUACUUGUAGAAUUGAUCAGUAUAAUUUUUUUCGAGAUGCUGAUAAGAAAUAUUACAUACAAAAGUAUAUCAAUAAAUAUUUACAUUGUCUUAUAAAAUGCUCUACAUACAUACUCCAAAAAAUGAAAAUGCUCGCAACUAAUACAUAAUAUAUAUUCUCAGUUUCGCAAUCAAUUCAC